Messenger RNA from Folsomia candida, 477 nucleotides. RefSeq lists its product as uncharacterized. The transcript has 2 exons. NCBI's taxonomy places the organism in Eukaryota, Metazoa, Arthropoda, Collembola, Entomobryomorpha, Isotomidae. The coding region runs from base 26 to 400 and encodes 124 amino acids. The record is from RefSeq and is a predicted model, not a curated record.
UUUGACCUGGAGGAGUCGCACAGUUAUGAAGGGAAAUUCAAUGAAAUUUUUGUUUGAACGGAAUUCAACGCAUUUUUAUCUUCGGAGAUUUGAGGCGAAUAUUUUUCAGGAUCCCUGGUCCUUUACGGAUAUGGCCUCUCCAACCUAUGAGCACAUGGACGUCGAGUUGGAUGAUUUUAUUGCUACACCGAUCGGUCAUUCUUACACGUGUGAGGAUCAAGUCGUUAUUAAGGAUGGAUGGGAAAGGACUGUGUACUUAGGAGAUGGGGGAAAUCAGUCAUACUUUGAAGCAUUUAGGGAAAACCGGCCUAAUCAAACGGACUUUAGCCCAGCACUGGAAUGUGGGAGCAGGUUACCCCACCAAGUUCUUCCCUUGGCGCGUGGACCAUUGUUGGCAUAGUAAUUGGUGCAAUCGCGUUAUUCAGUUUUGCUGGGUUGGUUACGUACCUGAUUUGGAAUCGAUGUUAUAAAAUACAC